AUGUCGUCUAAUGGCCAUGGCAAACGAGAUACUAAUGGCAGCAAACAUAGCGUAAAUGGCAAAAAGAAUGCCCAUAACAAAAAUGGUGGUGGUGCAAACAACAAUAAAAGCAAGCAUGUCAAGAGACAGAGCGAGAACGCUCAUAUCGCUGCUUUGGAAACCCAGAUCAAGGAAUGGGAUCCUGCCGAGCAUCCCAAUUUGACAAAGUUCGAACAACUUCCUCUUUCACGAGCCACUCUUCAGGGACUUCGUUCAAGCCAUUUUGUCGACAUGACUGACAUUCAAAGACAGUCACUUAUGGCGUCGUUAAAGGGUGAAGAUAUUCUGGGUGCUGCUAGAACUGGUUCCGGAAAGACACUGGCUUUCCUGAUCCCAGUUCUAGAGCGUUUGUAUCGUCAGAAAUGGAAUCAGCAAGAUGGACUAGGUGCUUUAAUUAUCUCGCCUACUCGUGAGUUAGCGAUUCAGAUUUUCCAGGUUCUCCGUAAAAUUGGUCGCGCUCAUUCAUUGUCUGCUGGUUUGGUUAUUGGCGGUAAAGACGUUCAAGUGGAAUCUGAACGUCUAGCAAGACUUAAUAUUCUCAUUGGUACUCCAGGUAGAUUGCUGCAACACUUGGAUCAGACUGCUGGAUUUGAUGUCUCUAAUUUACAAAUGCUUGUUCUUGACGAAGCUGAUCGAAUCCUGGAUAUGGGUUUUAAGAAGAGUCUCGACGCAAUCAUUGACAAUCUACCAACUACCCGUCAGACGCUACUAUUUUCUGCUACUCAGACCAAGACUGUUUCUGACCUAGCCAGAUUAAGUCUCAGUGACCCCAGAUAUAUCUCUGUUCACGAAGAGGACCAGACUGCUACUCCUAAGGGACUGGAACAAUUUUACAUUGUAUCACCACUCGAUGAGAAACUCGACAACAUGUAUGCAUUUAUCAAGAGCCACAUCAAAACCAAGAUGCUGAUAUUCUUUUCUUCUUCCAAGCAGGUCCGUUUUGCCUACGAAUCGUUUAGAAAACUGCAACCAGGUAUUCCUCUUCUCCAUCUCCAUGGUAAGCAAAAGCAACAGGCCAGAAUUGAUGUCACUCAGAAAUUCUCGUCCGCUCAAUACUCGUGUCUCUUUGCAACAGAUAUUGUUGCUCGUGGUAUUGAUUUCCCCGCUGUUGACUGGGUUAUCCAGGUUGACGCCCCUGAAGAUGCCGCCACAUAUAUUCACCGAGUUGGCCGCUCAGCUCGUUUCGAUAAGAAGGGCCGGGCUUUGCUAUUUGUAACUCCAUCGGAAGAAAAGGGUAUGAUUAGUGCAUUAGAAUCACGUAAAGUGCCAAUUAGCAAACUCACUAUCCGAGAAGCAAAGAAGAAGUCCAUUAGACAAGAUCUUCAAGCACUCUGCUUCCAGGAUCCAGAACUCAAAUACCUUGGACAGAAGGCUUUUAUUUCAUAUGUGAGAUCUGUCUACAUUCAAAAGAACAAGGAUAUUUUCAACUUCGAGUCUCUGCCAUUAGAGAAGUUCGCCGAGAGCUUGGGUCUACCCGGAGCACCCAAUAUUAAAAUCAAGGGUGGUGAACGUUCGAAAGAGGCAAAGAAUGCUCCUCGCCAGUUGCUUAAACUUACUAAAGAACCUGGCUCUGAUGACGAACAAGAAGGAGAAGACAAGAAAAAGGAACCUGAAAAAGUUCGUACAAAGUACGACCGUAUGUUUGAAAGAAAAAAUCAAAAUGUGCUCUCUGAGCACUAUCUUAAUCUGACCAAGACUGCCGGUGACGAGGAUGAUGGCGAUGAUUUCAUUGCUGUCAAGCGGCAAGAUCAUAUUAUUGACGAUGAAGAGAUCCCUAAUUUGCUUGAAAUCCCCACAUCUAAACGUGCUCAAAAGCGUGCUCUAUCAAAGAAGCUUUCAACUAAAAGCAAAGGUAAUGCAACCAAGCUGGUGUUUGACGAUGAAGGUAACGCACACGCUAUCUAUGAGCUUGAAGACGAAGAAGACUUCAAAAAGGCUGGUGAUGCUGCUGUUCAGAAAGCUGAAUUUGUUGCUCGAGAAUCUGCUGCCAUGCAAGAAAAAGAUAUCGAAGAUAAACAAGUCGCCAGAGACAAGAGAGUCGAGAAAAAACGACGUAGACAAGAAAUCGAACGUCGUGCUCUUGAGGCCGAGCAGGACGAAAGUGAUGAUGGUGAGGGUGGUUAUCAAGUUACACUCGGUGGCGCGGAUGAUGAGUCAGAUUACGAUCACAACCAAGAACCCGAUAUUGACCGUGACUACGAAUCCUCGGACAAUGACGAGCCUGCCGCAAAGAAACCAAAAUGGUUCCAAAAGGACAAGGAUUCAGCUCCUGUCCGCAAUGGCGUUCUCGAAGUCGAAGAACCCGAUACUCUCGAGGAUCUCGAAGCGCUGUCUGCCCGUCUUAUCCGUGGUCGCUAA
Molecule: messenger RNA, 2397 nt
Organism: Sugiyamaella lignohabitans
Lineage: Eukaryota; Fungi; Ascomycota; Dipodascomycetes; Dipodascales; Trichomonascaceae
Gene: HCA4
Product: RNA-dependent ATPase HCA4
Exons: 1
Coding region: 1-2397 (798 amino acids)
Biological process (GO): rRNA processing
Cellular component (GO): nucleus
Molecular function (GO): ATP binding; RNA helicase activity; nucleic acid binding
Source: RefSeq, a predicted model, not a curated record